AUGAACGCUUUCCGGUGCCUGAGGGUUGCUUCAACCAGCUCUUGUGCGCUUCUCAGACUACGCACAUCAGGCACAGCAGCAGCAACACAACGCCUAUCCACACCCUCGCAAACCCGCCAAAUAUCUCUCCUCUCACCCCGCCGUCCUCUCGUGCCUGCGACAUACUCGUCACCGUCAACCUUGGCCCCGUCUGGCACCUCGUCCUCUCUCGCCAACCUGGAAACACUAGACCUUGUGGGCAGAAUAUCGGCGCAUCCCGCCCUGGGCAGCACGCAGAUCCGCUGCGGACCCCGCGACACGUACAAUCCUAGUCAUUUGGUGCGCAAGCGCAGGCAUGGGUUUCUGAGCCGUCUGCGGACCAAAAAGGGGCGCAAGAUGAUUAUGAGGCGGUUGAAGAAGGGGAGGUGGAAUAUCAGCCAUUGA
This is a messenger RNA of Bipolaris sorokiniana ND90Pr, 423 nucleotides long. RefSeq lists its product as uncharacterized. Gene Ontology annotation, molecular function: structural constituent of ribosome. The transcript has 2 exons. Gene Ontology annotation, cellular component: ribosome; mitochondrial large ribosomal subunit. The coding region runs from base 1 to 423 and encodes 140 amino acids. Gene Ontology annotation, biological process: translation. Lineage: Eukaryota; Fungi; Ascomycota; Dothideomycetes; Pleosporales; Pleosporaceae. The record is from RefSeq and is a predicted model, not a curated record.